Molecule: messenger RNA, 2316 nt
Organism: Ictalurus furcatus (blue catfish)
Lineage: Eukaryota; Metazoa; Chordata; Actinopteri; Siluriformes; Ictaluridae
Gene: pus7l
Product: pseudouridine synthase 7 like
Exons: 10
Coding region: 48-2093 (681 amino acids)
Biological process (GO): pseudouridine synthesis
Cellular component (GO): nucleus
Molecular function (GO): RNA binding; pseudouridine synthase activity
Source: RefSeq, a predicted model, not a curated record
CUCUGUGGGUUUCCUCCCAUCUCCUCAAAACAUCACAUAGUUACAGCAUGCUACAUCCUUCCACUAUACCUGUUUUGAAUGCGAUGCGAGGAGAUGCCAGGAUGGAGGGAGGGACACCAUCACUGGCCUGCAGAUCUGCUCAUCAAGGCUUUCAUGGCAGCAUCAAGAACUCCACCCAGGACUUUGUAGUCACUGAGAUAGAUGUGCAUGGGCAGCUUGUGAACAGUCCAGGUGCUCCUGAGGAACCUGUGACGUUCAAGAGCAACGAGUUUCCACAGAAGGACAAUAUCAGAGUAAACCUCCUGACUGAGGAAACACCUUCUGAUGAAGUCCCAAGCGAUGCUGUGAGCUUAGAUGGUGGUGAAGUUUUGAGCCAGGAGUGUUUCGACCUGAGUGUCAUUCUAAGCAGUUCUGUAAAGAAGACUUUAGAACAAUUUGCCAGCGUUGUCCAAGGUUGCACUGAAGUGCAGAAGAACCUGGAAAUCUCCCUCGGAGCCUUUCCAGACAAGCAGCAGCGAGCCAUCGUGCACAGCGCGCUGAAGUACAAUUACCCGUUUCUCAUGACCGUCACCGACCACGACGAGAUCCUGGUCAGAGAGGACCCAGACUUUAGAGAACUGUCGCAUUUAGUCUCUGUGGAGGAAGCGGAGGAUUUCUUCAGGUUUAAAGAUGCUAAAGUUCCUGGCUCCACGUUCACCUUUGUGCCGGAUGACAUCAAGGAGCACCGGACGUCUGUUCACCAUUUCGUGAGCAGAAAGUUUGGAAAGCUGAUGGAGACGAAGAGCUUCGCGACGCGGGGCAGAACUGCUAUUACAGUGAGGCUGAGGGAGCGAGGGCGACAGGCCAGGAAGAGGACGGCAGCCGAGCGGGCGGAUGAGCAGGAUCUUUACACAGGUUUCACCCUACGAAAAGAAAAUCUUGAGACUUUAGAGGCUAUCAGCUAUAUGGCAGCAGUGCUUGGAGUUCUUCCAUCUGACUUCUCCUACGCUGGCAUCAAAGACAAACGAGCCAUAACCUAUCAGUCGAUGGUUGUGAAGAAGAUUUCUCCAGAACGGUUGUUGGCGAAGACCUACGUGUUUGAGAGGAAAGGACUGCAACUGUCUAAAAUCCAUCCAGUAUCCGAACCCCUUCGGCUUGGAAGGCUAGCAGGCAACCAUUUUGACCUUGUCAUCCGGGACCUGAAGCCUCACAAGUGUAGUUCAACCGAUCUAGAAAGUCUUGUGGAAGAGGCUGUGGAGAACGUGAAGACUCGGGGCUUUGUGAAUUAUUACGGACCGCAGAGGUUUGGAAGUAGCCAGAAAGUUCAAGCAGACCAGGUGGGACUUGAGCUUCUGAAGGACGACAUGAAUACAGCUCUCAGGUUGUUUCUGAGCCCAGAGGAAGGUGAUGACCUGGAAAACAAAGCCAAGCAACAUUUCCAUCAGACAGGGAAUGCAAAAGAAAGCCUGGCUCUCAUGCCUCCGCAUAAGGCCAGAGAGAGGCUGAUGCUACGAGCUCUGCACCGCUACGGCAGCGGCCCCGAUGGUUGCACUCACGCUUGGCUCAGCCUGCCGCAUAGCAUGAGGGUCUUUUACCUCCACGCCUACUGUAGUCGUUUGUGGAACGAAGCGGCGUGCUUCAGGCUGCGGACUCUAGGACCUCGGCCCGUACAGGGAGACCUGGUCCUAGCCGCGGCCUGCAGAGAUAGCCAAGCAGAAGAAGAAACGCCUGCGUCACAGGUCCAUGUUGUCACCUCUGCAGAAGAGCAUGACGGCGUCUUUUCACUAGAUCAGGUGGUCCUCCCAAUGCCAGGCAACAGUGUGAAGUACCCAGAGAAUGCGCUCGGCUCCUGGUAUCAGGAAAGACUGGGACAGGACGGACUUGGCUCAUGUCGAUUCAGAAUCCCCUCACUUAAACUCAACGUCCCGGGUUGCUAUCGCCCCCUACUGUCUUACCCUCGUAAUGUCUCCUAUAACCUACACGUUGACGAGGACACACAGGACACGGGGUUGUCCGCACCUCCGUGCAGAACUAGCCUGGCUCUGGCUUUUAACUUGAACGCGUCCUGUUAUGCGACAGUCUGUCUCCGAGAAAUCAUGAAGUGUGACCCAUAGCAGCUCCUAGUGACUAUGACAGAACAAAUAAGCGGGUAGAUGUAAGAUUUUCUGUGUAAAUACCACACUGGAUUUCCAGACAUGGAUCACUCCGAGAUCAUUCUAUCAUAUUUGAGCAUAGGUUUGAUUCAGACAGGGCAAUAUAUAUGAAAAAAGACAUUGAAAGACACACUGACUUGGUUCUUUUUUUUAUUUAAAUACAAUGACAAAGUGAACCAAUGAA